ACUCACAAGUUCACGAGUCGCCGCGCCAAGCCAAGCGACGCCAGUCCCGGCUUCCGACGAGUGAGGCCGUGUGACACCGCAAGCAGAGCGACGAGAUACUAGCCAGAAGUGAGAAGCCACACCAUGUCGUUGGCAGGGGUUUGGGACCGGCGUGGUGGCACUGGCACCGGCAGCGUCAGGCUGGAGCUGCCGCGCCAGCAGCCGCCGGUGGCGGUGGACGUCGGGUGCAACUGCCGCGGGGCGAGGCUGCUCGGCUCCCUGCUCUCCGCGCUUAAGUCCCACGCGGGCGGCGCCGGCAAGGCCAAGUCGUCUCCGCACGCGUCGUCGUCGUGGUCGUCAUCGGCCACCACCACGACGGCCUUCACGCCCUCCGUCUCCGCCACCACGGCCACCUCGGCCUCCUCCGCCGCCGACCACCUCCACUCGUGGGGCCCCGCGACGUACGCCGUCAACGCCAGCGCCCUCUACGACGACGGCGACGGAGUUCACGACACCGACCGCGCGAGGCGCCAGAGGCGGCAGCGGCGUCGGCGUCGGCGGAGGAGCAGCAGCAGGUGCAGGAGAGCGGGGCAGGGGAGGAGGGCUGCGGCGCCGGGGGAGGAGGAGGAGGAGGCGGCGGUGGCGGUGGAGGUGGAGUCGGCGGCGCCGUACGAGGACUUCCGGGACUCGAUGGUGGCGAUGGUGACGGAGAAGGAGAUUUACGCGUGGGAGGACCUGAACGCGCUGCUGCACCAGUUCCUGGCGCUCAACUCGCCGCGCCACCACCCGCUCAUCCUCACCGCCUUCGCCGACCUCUGGGCGCCCCGCGGCGGCCUCUUCUGCCCCCGUCCCCGUGCCUCCUCUGAGGGCUGAGGCUCUGAGUCUACCACCUCGCUCUCACCGUCGCCCUCGCCCGCCAGUAAGAUUGUAACGCUGACGCAUACGUGUUCUAAAGCUAAAACUAAGAAGCUUUAUUCGUGAGAUGCCAGUGUACUAAUACCAGGCUACUACUA
This is a messenger RNA of Panicum hallii, 992 nucleotides long. RefSeq names its product transcription repressor OFP8-like. Gene Ontology annotation, biological process: negative regulation of DNA-templated transcription. NCBI's taxonomy places the organism in Eukaryota, Viridiplantae, Streptophyta, Magnoliopsida, Poales, Poaceae. Bases 124 to 852 code for a protein of 242 amino acids. The transcript has a single exon. The record is from RefSeq and is a predicted model, not a curated record.